Molecule: messenger RNA, 4966 nt
Organism: Peromyscus eremicus (cactus mouse)
Lineage: Eukaryota; Metazoa; Chordata; Mammalia; Rodentia; Cricetidae
Gene: Spata13
Product: spermatogenesis associated 13
Exons: 12
Coding region: 130-3864 (1244 amino acids)
Biological process (GO): intracellular signal transduction; lamellipodium assembly; filopodium assembly
Cellular component (GO): cytoplasm
Molecular function (GO): protein binding; guanyl-nucleotide exchange factor activity
Source: RefSeq, a predicted model, not a curated record
GCUACGGAUCCAGAUGUACGCAGCAGAUAUGAAAGCCAGGCUGGCGUCCUUGGAGAUGAAGGUCUGGAGCUGGGCCCCCCGGUCCCAGGCGUGAAUGGGGGUCUGAACCAGGCUGCCCACCCCAAGACCAUGACAACAGCCCAGGAUGGCCAUGGGCAGGGUGCCACAGCCACUUGUUCAGCCUCCAACCUGAAGACCCCCAACAUGGUGACAUCCUCAGCAUGUCAGAAUGGAGGCUGCAAGAUCAGCCCAAGUGGUGAGCCUGAAGCUGCGGAAACCAGGCUCAGCCCUUCCAAGCUCGUGCGUCUUUUCUCGGGGAGUCGGAAGAGGAUGAGUACCCACUCUGAGAGGCCUCGCUCGGUGGUCCUCGUGGGGAAUUCCUCCACGUGGAAUGCCUUGGCCUCCUUCCGUAAAAUGGGAUCUUUUAAAAGACUGAAAUCCUCUGUCCUUCAGGGAAUUCAGAACCGGGAAGGGGCAGAUGUUUCCAAGGAAGACCCAGCAGGAGACUCAGGAAGGGCUGCUCCCAAUGGCACCAUCGCCAUCCUGGGAAAGGGCCUAGGCAGGUGCCCAUCCUUGGGGCCUGCAGGGGAUGGGGCCGGUUCCGACUGCUCGGACCCUGAGGACACAGAGGAUGCCUUCCAGAGGAGCACGCACCGCUCCCGCAGCAUUCGCAGGGCCUAUGGCCUGGGCCGCAUCAGCCUGCUGGAUCUGGGGCGGCAGCCAGCACCGGAGCCCGCCCUGUGCGAGAUCCACGUGAGCGACCCUGAGCCCAGUGGCGCUGUGCCUCUACCACGCAGAAGUAAGAGCAUCGACAGCUUGAGUGUCCUGAAGAACUCCUUCAAGCGCAAGUCUGCGUCCAACCUCACAGAACUGUCGGGUGACAGGCAGAUUCCCCCCAGGACCCUGAGCAGCUCAUCCACUGACUCCGAGAAGCCAGGUGGGUCCCAGAGAAGGACCAGACGCUGGAGGAGCCCCAUCCGGGCCAAAGACUUCGACCGAGUCUUAAGACUGGUUAGCAGUGUCAAGGAUGCAGCCUGGAAGAGGGAGGCCCCCAGGAGUGCAGCCCCUAGCCCAGAUUCCGAUCCAGGGGAUGUGAACCCGCCACUGGGGCCACGCAGCAAGCUACACGAUGACUACUCACGCCGCACCAGCAGCAGUGUGGAGCCAGAUGCCAGGCGUGGUGGCCCUUUGUCCACACCCUGUGUUCCCCCACCAUGCACCGCCGCACCCAGCACAGCUCAAGAACCCCACCUGGAUGUGGACACCGCAGUAUUCCCCCUGGAAACCAAAAGUGCUCAGCCCCUGGGAAACGACGAACCUCGAGUCAGCAGUCCCUCACCGAGUCUCACAGACCCAGAAGGGUUGGGCCACGCCUCCAAUGAGGCAGCUGCAGGCAGCCGGCUUCCCUUGGACCCUCUGCAGCCUGCCACCCCUCUGAGGCCCACCACGCCCAAGCCCCAAAGCCCCCAGAGCCCAGGGAGUACUAAAUGCCCCAGUAGUCUAAGUGUGAUGUCCCUCAGUUCAGCGGACAGUGAAGAAAGGACCGAGGAUGCUGCCCACAGGCCGCUGGGACCCGCAUCCCUCCAGGAAGCUGUGCGAACAGGUGAUGAGGGAGGACAAAGUCAUGACGGUUCUUUUCCGGUGAAUCUCGAUGGGGCCGCCAACCCGGAAGAGAGGAAGGAGGAGGUGGCGAAUGGGGACGACUGGCCGCAGGGUUCAGCCCAGGAGCAGGAGCAGACCGAGGUGCCCCGCAUCUCCAGGAGGAGAUGGGGCUCAGGAAGGCGCACCCGGCCGCGGCCACUGUCCGACUACGGCCAGCUGGCUAGCAGGAGCUUGUCCAUUCCUGAAGAUGCCAUUGCUGCAGACCCUCCAGACGAUGACCAUACGGACAGAAUGCACCCGUCAAGAGUGACCACCACCAGCCAGGAUCCACGUGCCCCCUCAGGCUGUUCCAGGGGGGCCCGGAGAAGGCGACCCAUAUCUGUGAUUGGAGGGGUCAGCUUCUAUGGCAACACCCAGGCAGAGGAUGUGGAGAACCUCUUGGUCCAACCAGCAGCCAGGCCUCCCUUGCCUGCGCACCAGGUUCCACCCUACAAGGCUGUAUCAGCCCGCCUCCGGCCCUUCACCUUUUCCCAGAGCACUCCCAUCGGGCUGGACCGCGUGGGGCGCCGACGGCAGAUGAAAGCAUCCAAUGUCUCUUCAGAUGGAGGUGCAGAAUCUUCGGCCUUAGUGGAUGACAAUGGUAGUGAGGAAGACUUCAGCUAUGAAGAACUCUGCCAAGCCAACCCUCGGUACCUGCAGCCAGGCGGGGAACAGCUGGCCAUCAACGAGCUCAUCAGCGAUGGCAGCGUGGUCUAUGCAGAAGCACUGUGGGACCAUGUGACCAUGGAUGACCAGGAACUGGGCUUCAAGGCUGGGGAUGUUAUCCAGGUCCUGGAAGCCUCUAACAAGGAUUGGUGGUGGGGCCGGAAUGAAGAUAAAGAGGCCUGGUUCCCUGCAAGCUUUGUUAGGCUUCGAGUCAAUCAGGAGGAGUUGCCGGAGAGCUGUAGCAGCUCCCAUGGGGAAGAGCAGGAUGAGGACACCAGCAAGGCCCGCCACAAGCAUCCUGAGAGCCAGCAGCAGAUGCGCACCAACGUCAUCCAGGAGAUCAUGAACACCGAGCGCGUGUACAUCAAGCACCUCAAGGACAUCUGUGAGGGCUAUAUCCGACAGUGUCGUAAGCAUACGGGAAUGUUCACGGUUGCGCAGCUAGCCACUAUUUUUGGAAACAUUGAAGACAUUUACAAAUUCCAAAGAAAGUUUCUGAAAGACCUUGAGAAACAGUACAACAAAGAGGAACCUCACUUAAGUGAAAUAGGAUCCUGCUUUCUUCAGCACCAAGAGGGCUUUGCCAUCUACUCCGAGUACUGCAACAACCACCCAGGUGCAUGUGUGGAGCUGUCCAACCUCAUGAAGCAGAGCAGGUACCGGCACUUCUUUGAGGCCUGCCGCCUGCUCCAGCAGAUGAUUGACAUUGCCUUGGAUGGCUUCCUCCUCACACCGGUGCAGAAGAUCUGUAAAUACCCGCUGCAGCUGGCCGAGCUGCUCAAGUACACCACACAGGAGCACAGCGAUUACAACAAUAUCAAGGCAGCUUAUGAGGCCAUGAAGAAUGUGGCCUGCUUGAUCAAUGAACGCAAGCGCAAGCUGGAGAGCAUUGACAAGAUUGCCCGCUGGCAGGUGUCCAUCGUAGGCUGGGAGGGCCUGGACAUUCUAGACCGAAGCUCCGAGCUGAUUCAUUCGGGGGAACUGACCAAAAUCACCAGGCAGGGCAAGAGCCAGCAGCGGAUCUUCUUCCUAUUCGACCACCAGCUGGUGUCCUGUAAGAAGGACCUGCUACGCAGGGACAUGCUCUACUACAAGGGCCGCAUGGACAUGGACGAGGUGGAGCUUGUGGAUGUGGAGGAUGGGCGGGACAAAGACUGGAACCUCAGCAUGCGGAACGCCUUCAAGUUGGUCAGCAAAACCACAGAUGAGGUGCAUCUGUUUUGUGCCAGAAAGCAAGAAGACAAGGCCAGGUGGCUGCAGGCCUGUGCAGACGAGAGGCAGCGGGUGCAGGAGGACCAGCAGAUGGGAAUGGAAAUCCCAGAAAAUCAAAAGAAACUCGCCAUGUUGAAUGCUCAGAAGGCCGGACAUGGGAAAUCUAAAGGCUACAGCAGCUGCCCUGUGGCCCCACCCCACCAGAGCCUGCCACCCCUUCACCAGCGCCACAUCACGGUGCCUACCAGCAUCCCGCAGCAGCAGGUCUUUGCCUUGGCCGAGCCCAAGAGGAAGCCUUCACUCUUCUGGCACACCUUCCACAAACUCACCCCCUUCAGGAAAUGAGCCUUACCCAGGGUGUGCCUCUGAAGUACUGUUGGGAAGGAAGACCGGUUUUGUCUCUUCAGUGUGACGUCCGGGGAUGGCUCUUGCUCAGUGCUGAACACUUCUUUUGGGAAUCCAUGAUGAAGAGGAGUUGGACUCAUCUUUGAUUUUGAGAGGCCCUGGUGCCCUUGUGGAAAGGAGGAAGCCAUGAAGCACUGCUCUAUCCCACACUGGAAGCCAAGUUGCAAUGUCAGGUGGCUGGGAUGUAGGGACCAGGGCUUCUCUCUACGUGGAGACUGCUGACUCGGUGGCCCUGCGAAUUUGCCGCUCAUGGUCAUAUUCCUGCUGCAGUUCCAGACAGUACCAAGAGCCUUUCAGUCCCUCAGGAGCAACCACAUUAAGGAUGGCUUCUGUGUUUGAUCUUCAGGAACUCAUCGACAAGAGAUUGGUAGGACAUUGACAGCCAUAGGAUGACUUGGGUCAGAGAGACAAUGAAGGAGCUAGAGCUGCUGGGCAGGUGCCCACAGUUCUCCAAGGUGUAGCAGGUUUCAUCUUGCAAGGUUCCUUAUUCACAAGCUAGGGAGAGAUGACAGGAGGCACCUGUCGCCCUGGCAGUGUGGGGCAUGACAGCAUCCUCAAGGCAGUGCUGCUUUCCAGACUCUAAGGAAGGGCACUGCCAGCUCGUUUGUCCCUCUCAGCUCUUCAAGCAGAGGUCAUGUCUUGCUCACCCAUCACAACCUAAGACGCUGCCAUUCGCAGAAGCAGUGGCGAUGUGAAAAUUCUUUCAAGUUUGAUAACACGAUAACGUGCACCUGUGCAUCUUCAACAGACAUUUGCAAUUUCUCCAUCAGUGAGAUGAUGAUGAUGAAGACACAGACAUUCCACAGAGACAACAAGGGACAAAAAACGUCCUGCUUCCCGGGGAUGUGGAGACACCUCUGUCACAUGACCCUGAAACAGCAGUGGCCGGCCGUGCCAGCUGGAGAUUGGUUUUGAUGACUCCUUAGCUCCGAGAGCGCUGUCUCUUAACGAAGGCCACACGGGCUGACACCCACAGGGAGUAACCUCCCUUUGUUGACAUUGUGGAGUUUGAUCAAAACGCCUUUUAACAAGAUCUAAGGAA